AUUGAGGACUUCAGAGACAGAGAAUCAUAGACAGCUUUCCCGUUAUGCGUUUGGAACAUUGUAGAAUGUUGGUAGGCGCCUAUUAAGUUCAUCAUUACGUUUCCAAUAUUUAUUAAUUAAAUAAAAAAUGAUUAAAUUUUGUGAAGAAAAUUGCACAAGUGAUAUUUCAUUUCAUGUAAAAAGAUAUCAAUAGAACAAUUCCGAUUCUGUAAAUUCAUACGCAUGCGUGAAUUGUGUAUAUGUGUAAUUUGUGAUAGACGAUUGAGUAGAAUAAUACAAUUUGUGCGUAAGAUACAAUUUUCUUUUAAACAUAAAGAUAUAGUGUAUUAAAUAUUUAAUUAUAUUUAUGUAUUUAAUUUUCUUCAUAUUAUCUUAAUAUCAAAAGCGAAGAGUCACAUAUCUUCGAUCUGGAACGAAAGGUGUGCCCCUUUAUAUAGGCCAUUUUGUUGUGCUUUGAGGUUUAAGGGAAUUAUUGCUUCAGGCGCAAAUAGGAACAACAUUGAAGAUAAUGGAGGAAAUUAUAGAAAUUGUAAAAGUUGAGGAAGAAAUAAUACUGAAUGAUGAAACUUCUCAAAUUCUUCUUGAUGCAGAUGGUUCAGAGAAAGAAGUUGUGAUAACUACGGAAGAUGUAUCUGGUAAUGUAACAGCUAUUUCUCAAAGCAGCCAAAUUAUACAAAUUAUAACAGAUUAUGAAUGCGUAACAUGUCACCGCAUUUUUCAAUCAGAAGAUAUGCUAAAGGAACACUUAGAUGUCUGCAGAGAAGAAGAUGAUUCUACAAAUAUAUUAGAAUUAGGAAAUUUAGAUAACUAUGAUUCUGAGGAUGAAGAUGAUGCUGAUGAUCCAGAUUACGAAUUCAAUGACACAAGUAUUGAAGAUACUAAAGCUCAAAAGAAUAACAAUGAAAAGCCAACAAUUAAACCUGUACCAGAUACACAAUGCCACUGCUGUGCUGAAGAUUUAAAAACAGCACAUAGUGGUGGUGAAUUUAAAUGUUUAGAAUGUGAACUAUCAUUUAAAAAAAAUUCUUCUUUAGAAAGACAUAAAAUAGUUAUACAUUGGAAAUGUGAAUCUUAUACCUGUAUUAAUUGUGGAUCAACCUUUCGUGAUAAAAAAUCAUUAAAUAAGCAUCGUUAUACUACACAUGUCAAUCGUAACAUAUAUAAAUGUGAUACCUGUGAUACAUAUUUUUCGCGAAAUUAUCAUUUAAAACGUCAUAAAAUGCAGUCUGGUUGUCAUGGAGAUAUACGCAAAACUUUUGAUUGUCAAGUUUGCCAAAAAGUUUUUACACGAAAAGAUAAUCUACGUGAACAUUUGCGCACACAUGCUGGAGCACCUCAAAGGCAGAAAAAACCAUGUAAAUAUUGUUCUAAGGAAUUCUUUACUACUCAACAAUUAAUAAUACAUGAACGAUUACACACUGGAGAAAGACCAGUACAAUGUGAUUUAUGUCCAAAGACAUUUCUGUCUUCUCUUGCAUUAAAAAAGCACCGUCGUGUACAUACAGGAGAGAAGCCAUUUGAAUGCAAAUAUUGUCAGAGGAAAUUUGCGGCCCGUGAAACAUUAAAUCGUCAUCAAAGAACGCAUACUGGAGAAAAACCUCACGUUUGCCAGUACUGUGGCAAAUCGUUUAUCCAAGCAGCACAAUUAAGAGCACAUGUAUUUCAUCAUACUGGUGAAAAUGGAUUUUAUUGUGAUAUUUGUGGUAAAGCAUUUAAUAGAAAAGCUCGAUUGAAUGUACACAAAAAAUUUGUACAUGAAGGUGCAACACCAUUUACAUGUGAAAUAUGUGAAAAAGGUUUCACACGGAGAGAAGAUUUAGCAAAGCAUACAUUAUUGCAUACAGGAAUCAAACCAUUUAAAUGCGAUAAAUGCUCAAAGGCCUUUUCUGCAAAAUCUUCAUUACAAGCCCAUCUCAAUACUCAUAGACGUGAGCCACCUCAAUCAUGCGUUGAGUGUAAUCGUGUCUUUAUAAGACAAGACUGUUUAAUGAGACAUGUUCGAGCUAAACAUCGAGAACUUCUGGAGGAUGUAAUGGAUGAAGUUGAAAGAAAGCACUUACAAACACAAUUAUUCAAUAUUGCUUCUAUUGCUGCAGAAAAAACAAAAGCAGGAGAAUCUAAAGUACUUUCUACAGAUGAAUUGCUAAAAGCCAUUGCAGAUCUUUUAAGGAUACUUAUUGAUGAAGAAACUUUACAGUUAUUUGGUUGGCCUAAUGCUCCUAUUCAAGAUAUUUUAGAGGCCGUGAUUAGACGUUGUGGUCAUGAACCUCUAACAUCAGAUAGUUCUUUACUUUUCAACGAAAGGUUAAGAGCGAACGUAAAACUUUUAUUUACAGUGGUUAUUGAGGAUGAAACUGUAAAGUCGUUAUUAACAACUAAAACGGUAGACCAUGUUAUUCUUCAUGUUUUGGAAAUUUCGCAAAAAUGAAAUUUUAAUAUAUGUAAUUGUUGUCUAAUUAUACGUAAAUAUUUGUUAUUAUAUUAAGUAAAAGUAAAAGUAAAUAUUUCACAAAAAUUUACGUAACAUCAAAUUUGCAAAUGGUAGUUGAAAUUUGGAUUGAGAGACAAUAGUAUUAUACAUAUAAUUUUAUUAUUGUAAGCCUACGUUUUUACUGCAAUUGUAAUGUAAUUAUACAUUGCAUACUUUUAUGAAUAUGUUUUAAGGUUGAUACGAAUACUCGAUAUUAAAUACGUAUUAUUGUAUUAUAUAU
This is a messenger RNA of Vespula pensylvanica (western yellowjacket), 2711 nucleotides long. Its product is annotated as zinc finger protein 436-like. The transcript has 12 exons. Gene Ontology annotation, molecular function: RNA polymerase II cis-regulatory region sequence-specific DNA binding; DNA-binding transcription activator activity, RNA polymerase II-specific. Gene Ontology annotation, cellular component: nucleus. The coding region runs from base 509 to 2428 and encodes 639 amino acids. NCBI's taxonomy places the organism in Eukaryota, Metazoa, Arthropoda, Insecta, Hymenoptera, Vespidae. Gene Ontology annotation, biological process: regulation of transcription by RNA polymerase II. The record is from RefSeq and is a predicted model, not a curated record.